Messenger RNA from Trichogramma pretiosum, 1894 nucleotides. Its product is annotated as cytochrome b5 reductase 4. Gene Ontology annotation, biological process: generation of precursor metabolites and energy; superoxide metabolic process. Lineage: Eukaryota; Metazoa; Arthropoda; Insecta; Hymenoptera; Trichogrammatidae. Bases 138 to 1847 code for a protein of 569 amino acids. Gene Ontology annotation, cellular component: endoplasmic reticulum. The record is from RefSeq and is a predicted model, not a curated record. The transcript has a single exon. Gene Ontology annotation, molecular function: oxidoreductase activity; heme binding.
GUUCUAUACAGACGACACAGUGACACACUCGUCGAUGCGAUUUCAAAAGUAUGUAUAUAUACAGAUAUAAUUAGAAACGCUGAGAAUCACGAGAUCUGAGUCGUCAUUUACUCUCCCAUGGAAAGAUAAAUUUUGCGAUGGAUAAUAAUCAAAUAAAAGUGAACUCCAGCGAAGGGAAGGAUUCGACUGUGCAAAACAUCGACAAAGAAGUCAAGAAAAUGGAUAUGAAGCCACCCUCGACGAUUGGUCUCCUUGUAAAAAAUUCAGCUUUGCUUCCCGCUGGUAUAGUACAAAUCAAUAAAUCGCCGAAUUCAUUACAACCUGGAAACAAUGAUAAUCUUCCGAAGUCGAGUUCCUCGAGUGGAUCAGCCACUGGCAAUCCUCGUAAUAAAACAGCCUUAGCACCUGGGCACAGCCUCAUGGAUUGGAUUCGUUUGGGAAAUUCAGGAAUUGAUUUAACUGGUGUGGGUGGCAGAUUACAAACAGUGACUCCCACAGAAUUGGCCAAACACAACAAAAUCGAUGAUGCUUGGAUUGCAAUAAGAGGCACAGUUUAUAACAUCACUCGUUACAUGAAUUUUCAUCCAGGAGGAGUUCCAGAGCUGAUGAAAGGUGUUGGCAUAGAUGCUACUAAACUCUUUGACGAUGUUCAUGCAUGGGUAAAUUAUCAGAGUAUACUUCAAAAAUGUGUAGUUGGACGGUUAGAACGUACCAUUACAGCUGAUAUGUAUUUUACAAGUGAUAUAGUUCAGCCUCAGAAGAAUGACAAAGUUACCGCAGUUGUUCCCAAAUCAUCUCCAAUACAAAUGGAUUGGAGGCAAACGACCAAUAAUAUAACUUUUUUUUAUCGUGUAAAUCGAGAUGAAUUCAUAGGUGAAUAUCAGUUUCAAAAAUUAAAUAGUUCUGCAUUUUGUAUAAAAUUGAAUCUUGAGAAAGCCAAUAAAGUUGUACUUAAUGAUUUUAAACUAAGUGAUGAAGUUGAAUGGCCACCGAAUUGGAAAAAUACAAAUGAAAUGACAGAGGUUGAAAUUAUACUGAAAAAAAAAAUUCCAAAAAUCUGGAAGACUUAUGGAACUUUAUCAGAAUCUCAAGAAAAGUUAGAUUUACAAAAACAUACUUAUAACAGUUAUAGUAUUAUAGUGAAUUCCACAUUAUGUGAGGAUGUCCAUCUUUUGAUUUUGCAAGCAGAAAACUUAAUUCAAGUUUUUCCUCCUGGAAGACAUUUGGCUAUUAAAAUGGAUAUUAUGGGUACAGAAGUUUUAAGAAUGUAUACACCUGUUCCAAAUUUCAUUGAUCCUCAGAAUAAGUUGUCCACUAUAGCAAAAGAUGACUGUCUCUGUUUAAUUAUAAAAAAUUACAAAGAAGGUACUUUAACACCAAAGUUGACCAAACUAGAAGUAGGAGAAAAUCUGGAGCUUAGCAAUGCUUUAGGAAAUUUUCAAGCACCAAUUUUUGAUAAAUAUAGUAGUAUGCACAUGCUAGCAGCGGGUACUGGCCUUACCCCAAUGUUAAGUAUCAUAAAAAGAUCCUUAACUUUGAGAAAUCCUCCUAGUAUUAAUCUUAUUAAUUUUAAUAAGAAAGAAAGUAGUAUAUUUUGUAAUGAACAAUUACAAGGAAUUGCUAGUCAAAGAUCACUAUCUGUGACACAUAUUUUAUCCCAAGCUGAAAGUUCUUGGAGUGGUUUGGAAGGAGUUGUAACUGAACAAUUAUUAAAUGAUAAAAUUGGUGACCAGUCUUCUAAGGCUUGUAUUUUUAUUUGCGGUCCAUCAGGUUUCAUGAAAAUAACAAGAGACUAUUUGACAAAUCUUAAAUGGCAAUCAGACCAAAUAUUUGAAUUUGAAGGUUGAUCAAUUCAAUUUUCAUAAUCAGAGUGUAUGUGCCUUUUUUAUUUAUU